This is a messenger RNA of Talaromyces rugulosus, 882 nucleotides long. RefSeq lists its product as uncharacterized. NCBI's taxonomy places the organism in Eukaryota, Fungi, Ascomycota, Eurotiomycetes, Eurotiales, Trichocomaceae. Gene Ontology annotation, molecular function: oxidoreductase activity, acting on NAD(P)H, oxygen as acceptor. The transcript has 3 exons. The record is from RefSeq and is a predicted model, not a curated record. The coding region runs from base 1 to 882 and encodes 293 amino acids. Gene Ontology annotation, cellular component: intracellular anatomical structure.
AUGUCUAUCAACAUCGAGACUGUGUCCACCCCCCAAAAGGUCGUGCGUGAGCUCGUCGAGCCCGCCGACCCCAAGGCCGUCUACCUGGGCACCAAGAACCGCCUGCCCGAGUUCUCGCUGGCCGACAAGGUCGUCCUCGUCUCGGGCGCUGGUCGCGGUUUGGGAUUAGUCCAGGCCGAAGCCCUGCUCGAGGCUGGCGCCACCGUGUAUGCGCUGGACCGUCUUCCGGAGCCAUCCCCCGACUUUGCCACCAUCCAGGAAAAGGCCCGCGCCAUGGGCACCAAACUCGAGUACCGCCGCAUCGACGUGCGCGACGCCGAGCUGCUGCACAGCGUGGUCGAAGAGAUUGCCAACGCCGAGGGCCGCAUGGACGGGCUUGUUGCUGCAGCAGGCAUCCAGCAGGAGACACCAGCGCUCGAGUACACGGCCAAGGACGCCAAUCUGAUGAUGGAGGUCAACGUCACGGGCGCCUUUAUGACUGCCCAAGCCGUUGCCAAGCAGAUGAUUCGCUUUGGCAAUGGGGGCAGUAUUGUCAUGAUUGCUAGCAUGAGCGGGACAAUCGCCAAUAGAGGCCUCAUCUGCGCUGCCUACAACGCGUCCAAAGCCGGCGUCCUCCAGCUGGGCCGCAACCUGGCCGCCGAAUGGGGCCAGUACAACAUCCGCGUCAACACCAUCUCGCCGGGCUAUAUUGUCACCGAGAUGGUCGAGAACCUGUUUGUCAAGUUCCCCGAGCGUCGCACCGAGUGGCCCAAGCAGAACAUGCUGGGUCGUCUUUCGGGCCCUGCCGAGUACCGUGGUGCUGCGAUUUUCCUGAUCAGCAACGCCAGCAGCUUUAUGACCGGCAGCGAUCUGCGCAUGGACGGGGGGCAUGCUGCGUGGUAA